UGGCCAAAGAGAGCAGGGAGGGCUUCGUCUGCAACAGCGGCAAAAGCCGUGCAGCUGCAUCCCGGGGAGGUUUACUCACAAUCAGAGGCAACCCAAGGGAAGGAGAUGGAGGAGGAGGACCCAGAAGGACCUGGGAUUGGCAAGAGAUCAAAGAAAGGUUCUCAUCCCACCCAUACAAGGAGUGGUGCUGAAUUCUGGGAAAGAUCUGUGUCAGAGAUCUUGUUUCAGGAUACUAGAGCCACAGAUGUACGCAUCCAAUGCUUCCGGCAGUUCCGCUAUCAUGAGGUUGAUGGACCCAGAAAGGUUUGCAGCCAGCUCCAUGGACUUUGCAACCAGUGGCUGGAGCCGGAGAGGCACACCAAGAAGCAAAUCCUGGACCUGGUGAUCCUGGAGCAGUUCCUGGCCAUCCUGCCCCAGGAAAUGCAGUGCUGGGUCAGAGGGUGUGGGCCAGAGACCAGUUCUCAGGCGGUGGCCCUGGCUGAAGGUUUCCUCCUGAGUCAGGCAGAAGAGAAGAAGCAGGAAGACCAGAAGCAGGGACCAGCAGUGAAGAUGGAAGCUAUCAUCUUUGAGGAGGAAGGGCAGAGGGCUCUGGCCAAGCAGCGUGCCCAAGAUGCCCUCUCAGGUGGUCUGGAACAGGUGGUGUUCAGAGGUGUGGAAACAGCUGCUGCCACUCCAGUCCAGUGUCCCUUUUCCUUUGAGGAGGUGGCCGUGUAUUUCACCGAGGCAGAGUGGGCACUGCUGGAUCCGAGUGAAAGAGCUCUCUACAGGGAAGUCAUGCUGGAGAACUAUGGGAGCGUGGCCUCUCUGGCAGGGGAUAAUCAGAAGAAUGAGAAGAGUGAGGAAUUUCAGCAGCAAUUGCCCGAUGAAGACAAGAAUGAAGAUGUGAGAGGAAACUUCAGGAAUCAAGGCAGAUGUAAGAGGACGAAAGGAAGCCACGUGUUCGAGAAGAGGGAUCAACUCAUUCCUUUCCAAGGGAGGGAUAUCUGUGAAGUAAUUCAUGUGGCAGAGAAAAUAGACAACUGCUCGGAGUGUGCAAUGAACUUCUCAGAUAAAACCCAAUACAAUAUCCAUUUGCAAAUGCACAGUGGAAAGGAGAUCCAUCAAUGCUUGGAGUGUAAAAAGAGCUUCCUUUGGAGAGCAGAGCUCCUUAUGCAUCAACAAACACAUGCAGGAGAGAAACAUUAUAGGUGCUCAGGCAGCAGUGAGAGUCUCUCGCAGAAAUCAGACCUUAUUAAACACCAAAGGAUUCACUCAGGAGAGACUGGAAUGGCAUUCUCUGAUGGAAAAAAGCAUAACAUACACUUUCCAAAGCACAGUAUAAUGAAGGCAUGCAAAUGCUUUCGGUGUGGAAAGUACUUUAAAUACAAAUCACAGCUUCUUGUGCACCAAAGAAUACACACAGGGGAGAAACCUUUUGAAUGCUCCGAGUGUGGAACAAGAUUUAGGCGGAGUAGCCAUCUGCAGCGGCAUCUAAGAACCCACACAGGGGAGAAACCCUUUGAAUGCUCAGAGUGUAGAAAGAAAUUCAGUUCAAGUGGUAAUCUUCAACAGCAUCUAAGAACCCACAACAGGGAGAAACCUUUUGAAUGUUCAGAAUGUGAAAAGACAUUCCGUCACAGAUGCAGUCUUCAACAGCAUCUAAGAACUCACACAGGGGAGAAACCUUUUGAAUGUUCAGAAUGUGGAAAGAGAUUCAGUCACAGUUGCAGUCUUCAACAGCAUCUAAGAAUCCAUACAGGGGAGAAACCUUUUGAAUGCUCAGAAUGUGGAAAGAGAUUGCGUGACAGUAGCAAUUUUCGGCGGCACCAGAGAACCCAUACAAAGGAGAAACCUUAUGACUGCAAAGACUGUGGAAAGAAAUUCAGUCAGCUUGGCAAUCUUCAGCAACAUCAAAGAAAUCACACUGGGGAAAAACCUUUCAAGUGUUCAGAGUGUGGGAAAAGAUUCAGUGGGGCUGGCAAUCUUCAACGGCAUCAAGGAACCCACAGAGGUGAGAAACCUUUUGAAUGCUCAGUAUGUGGGAAGAAGUUAAGUCAAAGUGGCCAUCUGCAACAGCAUCUAAUAACCCAUACAGGGGAGAAACAUUUUGAAUGCUUGAAGUGCCCAAAGAAAUUCAGUCGAAAUUGUGACCUUCAAAGGCACCAAAGAACCCACACAAAUGAGAAACCUUAUGAAUGCUCAGAAUGUGGAAAGAAAUAUAGUCAUAGCUGUGACCUUAAAAAGCAUCUAAGAACACACACUGGUGAGAAACCAUUUGAAUGUCCAGAGUGUGGGAAAAGAUUCAAUUGCAGUGGCAGUCUUCAGCAGCAUCAAAGAAUCCACAGAGGGGAGAAACCUUUUGAGUGCUCAGAGUGUGGAAAAAGAUUCAGUUGGAGUGACCAUCUUCAGCGGCAUCAAGGAACCCACAGACAGGAGAAACCUUUUGAAUGCUCACAGUGUGAAAAGAAAUUCAGUCACAGUAGCAAUCUUCUAAAGCAUCAAAGAACCCACACAGGGGAGAAACCUUUUGAAUGCUCAGAAUGUGGGAAGAGAUUCAGUCAGAAAGGCCAUCUUCACAAGCACUUAAGAACUCACACAGGAGAGAAGCCUUUUGAGUGUUCAGAGUGUGGAAAGAAAUUCAGUCAGAGUGGCAACCUUCAACAGCAUCAAAGAACCCACACAGGGGAGAAGCCUUUUGAGUGCUCAGAGUGUGGGAAGAGAUUCAGUCAGAGUGGCAACCUUCAACAGCAUCAAAGAACCCACACAGGGGAAAAACCUUUUGAAUGCUCAGAGUGUGGAAAGAGAUUCAAUCGGAGUGACAAUCUUCAGCAGCAUCAAAGAACCCACACAGAGCAGAAGCUUCUGAGUGCUCAGAGUAUGGAAAGUCCUUCAACUGGAUCAUCGCUCUUCAACAGCAUCUAAGAAUACACAUAAAGGAAAAACCUUUUGAAUGCUCAUUGUGAAAAGAGAUUCAUUCAGAUCUGUAAUCUUCAAAAAUAUCCAUGAACUCACAUGGAAAGAAUCCUUCUUAAUGCUCAGAGUGUAGGAACAGAUUUCAUCAGCAUGGCCAUCUUCAGCAGCAUCAAAGAACCCACACAAGGAGAAACCAUAUGACCACUUAGCUUGUGAAAAGUGCUUUUCUCUUAUUUGACAUCUAAAAUAAAACCAAAGACCAUAGAAA
This is a messenger RNA of Heteronotia binoei (common prickly gecko), 3160 nucleotides long. RefSeq names its product zinc finger protein 709-like. The coding region runs from base 106 to 2901 and encodes 931 amino acids. The record is from RefSeq and is a predicted model, not a curated record. NCBI's taxonomy places the organism in Eukaryota, Metazoa, Chordata, Lepidosauria, Squamata, Gekkonidae. The transcript is spliced from 6 exons. Gene Ontology annotation, biological process: regulation of DNA-templated transcription.